UGCCACGCCAGCCGAGGACAGGGGAGAGUGAGAGGGCGAGCCUGGGGAGGUUCAGGCAGCCUGCAAGGAUAGGAGGCAAGGCAGGACCCUUUCAGCCUCCCCCUGUGGACUUGCACACACCCCAGUUUGCUGCAGUGCUGUGAUUGCAAUGUGUGGAAAGCAGCCAGGGAGGCUUGCGUUUGCUGCCCAGCUCCUGUGUGUGUGUGUGUUGUAACCCUCCCUCCCCCUUGCUCCAGGUUCAGUCGAGCCUCGGCUUCCUGCCUGGGUGUGGACUCGAACUGAUUUCUUCCAGCCAGCUCCCCUCCACAGCUGCUGUUGUCUGUUUGCGCCUCAUCCCACUUACUGGAUUAAAACAUUAAUUAAAACAAGAAACAAAGACCGGCGGCUUAGUGUAACGAAGCUUCAUCAACCGGGAGGCAGGCAGAUAGAGAAGAAGGAAAUUGCAGCCAUGAAUAAUUGAGUGUAUUUUACCCGGCAGCCAGAGGGAACUCCUUCCCAUACGGAUUAAAAGAAGUUUACCCGCACCCUCCCAUCCACCCGCAGGCUGUGCCGGGGCUGCAGGAGACGUUGGGGACAGAGAGAGAGAGAGAACGGAGAGCCAAAGGGAGUGUCCGGAUCCAGCUGGAGAUUCUUUUUUCUAAUAAGCAAGCAAGUUUGAAGAAAGUCUCACCGUUCCCCUCCCUUUCCUGGGUAUAACCGAAGCAAUGCAGGGAGAUGGAAUAGAAAUGGAUCCCAGCAAGCAGCCCGGAGCAGGAAUACAAUGGAAGCAGCAGCUCCUGCGACCUCACAGCCAAGACAACUGAUAGCCUUUAAACCCCAGCAGCUGUUUGAACACGCUCCUGUGCAGAACGGGCGUCGGGGGAGAAAGAAGAGCAACUUUUUCUUUUAAUCCCGGCUCUUUCCCACCCGCCCUUCUCUGGGUUCCGGACUAGAGCAAGCUGUCUCUCCCUGUAUCCUUCUCUGUGUGUGUGUGUUUCCUUGCUACUGCUCGCCACUUACUCCUUGAGCCGCUGACUGGCUGGGAACUUUCUCCACCCGUGGGCAACUUGGGCAACCUGUCAUCAGGUUGGGUUUUUCAGCUCGGAGACGGUGGAGGUUUGACUGGAGCGUCCGCGUCCCCCUUCCCCGAGAGAUCGACAUCAGCUGAAUUGCACCGAGACAAGUCUACAAUAGCAAACGGAGGUGUAGAAAGCUUUGCUGUGACAAACGGGGGGCCCCCUACCUUCUCCGAAGCAGCUGGGAACCCAUCUCCUGGGGCUUCCUACCUUGACAAACCGUGUGUGUGCGGGGACAGGCCCAGAGAAAGUCACUCGGCCCUUGAACUGGAGCGGGGUGGGGGGCUUGUGUUAAAUUGUUUUAUUUCGGUGGGUGCAGAGGUUCGUCCUGGUAGCAAGGGAGCUGUGGCAGCGCAGAUAGAAAAAGAAGCUGGCCUCUGACGUGAGCGUGUCGUUUCUGGGAUAUAUUUAUGAGCCGAAGAGAGGACAUUUAAACUCGUGCCUCUGUCCAGUUCACACACACAUCACAUGCAAAAACCCCCUACUGCCCAACAUCGGAGCAAAAGGAGGACCCGAGAAUUAGCAGCCAGCAGCCCACUUUUCACAUUGCCUGUCAAAGUUAGAGACAGGAACCUGACCCCUGUGUGUAUGCAAGACAUUGGAUAAAAACUGUUCACCUCGCCUCCUACAAGGUCAUUUCAGCAACUUUGUCUGACUUUGAACCUAUAGAUCCUUUUCAAACCUGAAGCAGCUGAGCAACCUUUGGACUCCUUCCGUUUCAGUUUAGCGGAAAUUUUCAAUCUUUUUGUGAUUCUUUGGGGGAACAUUGGAUGUAAUUACAAUGUGGUAACUUCCCAAGGACAAAUAUUGAAGGGAUUAUAUCGACUUGAGUAUUUAUUUACCUGCAGCAUCUGUCUGGCCACUUGCUGCUCUCAGCUUCCACCCACUGUGGCCGUUCAACAUCCAGGUCCUGGUCGCUGCUCUCACCAGCUCGCUCAUCAUUUGAAGUUUCUGCUGUGGGAGUUGCUGUCCAAUGUUUCUGUAGUUCCACACUCGGCUGAAUCUUCCAGUCUGGUCGAAGGCACCUCCAUUCAGUGCUCACUCCAUCGCACAGGAUUGUUCUUUCUGUCUUGCUGCUGAUUUGUGAAGCCCAACAGACCCACAUUGUGUUUUCUGCAGCUGUCUCCACUGUGCCAAGCUAGUUCCAAUGGUGAUCACCUCUGCCAGUGAAGUUGAACAGUCUCCCCCCAGCAUGCUGGCUGCCCUGCAGUCAGAAUGGAUUAAGCAGGAUCCCAUUUGUUACCUGCCUGCCACCCACUGCAGCAAGAAGGCCUCUCGAAGUGGGACCAGCUCAGGAUGCAAGCCCCCCUCCAAACACUGCUUGCCUGCCUCAUUUGGCUUCACCCCCGCUGAACCCAGCAUGUCCAACCAACAUGGCCACCUGCCUCUUGGCAACGUGCAGCCCAUGUGUGAACUGCAGCAGGUCCGGCAGGGACAUCACUGGGGAGUGACCGCUGGCCGGGCACCCAACUCUGACCACCAGAGAGGCAACCACAGUGAGCGGAUGCUAUCGGACAUGACGAUCUUACAAAGGAGGAUCCCAGUUAGUUUUCGUGAUCCUGGGACAGCGCCUCUGAGAAAACUCUCGGUGGAUUUGAUAAAGACGUACAAGCACAUUAAUGAGGUGUACUAUGCCAAGAAAAAGCGUCGCGCCCAACACGUUCCCCCAGACGACUCCAGCAACAAGAAGGAGAGGAAGAUUUACAAUGACGGCUACGAUGAUGAUAACUAUGAUUACAUUGUGAAGAAUGGGGAGAAGUGGAUGGAGCGAUAUGAGAUUGACUCCCUGAUUGGGAAGGGCUCAUUUGGGCAGGUAGUGAAGGCCUACGAUCACCAUGAGCAGGAAUGGGUGGCCAUCAAGAUCAUCAAGAACAAGAAAGCCUUCCUGAACCAGGCCCAGAUUGAAUUGCGCCUUCUGGAGCUCAUGAACAAACAUGACACCGAGAUGAAGUAUUACAUCGUUCACUUGAAGCGGCAUUUCAUGUUCCGGAACCAUCUGUGCUUGGUCUUUGAGCUGCUCUCCUACAACCUGUACGACCUGCUGAGAAACACCAACUUCCGCGGGGUCUCCCUGAACCUGACUCGCAAGUUUGCCCAGCAGAUGUGUACAGCCCUGCUGUUCCUGGCCACCCCUGAGCUCAGUAUCAUCCACUGUGACCUGAAGCCUGAGAACAUCCUCCUGUGUAACCCCAAGCGCAGUGCCAUCAAAAUCGUCGACUUUGGCAGCUCCUGUCAGCUAGGACAAAGGAUUUACCAAUAUAUCCAGAGUCGUUUCUAUCGCUCCCCUGAAGUGCUGCUUGGCAUGCCGUAUGACCUGGCCAUUGACAUGUGGUCACUGGGCUGUAUCCUGGUGGAAAUGCACACCGGAGAGCCUCUCUUCAGUGGGUCGAAUGAGGUGGAUCAGAUGAAUAAGAUUGUGGAGGUAGUGGGGAUUCCACCUAGUCACAUGCUGGAACAGGCACCCAAAGCCCGCAAGUACUUUGAGAAGCUCUCUGACGGGCUGUGGGCUGUCAAAAAAGUGAAGGAUGUGAAGAAGGAAUAUAAAGCAGCUGCUUCCCGCAAACUCCACAACAUCAUUGGCGUCGAGACGGGCGGACCCAAUGGGCGACGGGCAGGUGAACCAGGGCACACGCCAGCCGAGUAUUUGAAGUUCAAGGACUUGAUUCUGAGGAUGCUGGACUAUGAUCCCAAAACACGAAUCACCCCUUUCUAUGCACUUCAACACAACUUCUUCAAGAAGACCUUGGAUGAAGGGACAAACACAAGUAACAGCAUCUCAACCAGCCCCUCCGUGGAGCACAGUCAGUCAGCAAGCACUGCCAGCUCUUUGUCCAGCUCAGGUGGUUCCAGUGGGUCUUCAAGUGACAACCCGAAUCAACGGUACACCAGCCGCUACUGCAAUGGCACCGAAGCUCAAACAGACUAUGAAAUGCACAGUCCACAGGUUCCACGGCCACCUUCCGUGCACCAUCCACUGUGGCUGUGGAACAGUGGCCACGCUCCAGUCAGCAGCAGCAGCAGCAACCUGUACCCAGCACUGCCCCCUCACCCCGUCACUGGGCUACCACCACCACCACAGCAGCAGCAGCAGCACCUCCAAGGUAACGAGGAGCACCACCUGUACCGCCACGGGACUGCCAGAGUGCCAAUGCCACUACAGCAGCGCCAUUACCAUCACCACCACCAACACCAUCGCCAGCUGCUGCCUGGCUCCCCGACCCUGGCACCUGAGGCUGCCUCUUCAGCUCACGCCGCCUUCCUCCUCCUCUCUCCCCAGAGUCCGGACUCCACCCAGCGAGGACCUUCAGGCUUGCACCUUCGGACUAGGACCGCCUUACCUGGGCACGGCCUUUACCCUCCUGCAGUGCCACAGGGCCCUGACACUGAGAGCCCACCGAGGCCUCCGAACCAGCAUCGCUACAGGCCCGAGCCAGACAGCACGCCCAUGAUGGGCUUCUGCCCACCACAAAGCUCCGCAGCCACGUCCUGAUGAUAACUUGACACAGACAGGAAGGAAAAAUCUAUAUAUUAUAUACAGACGGAAAUUAAUAAAAGCCAUAACGUUGAUCAAGUGCUGCAUGGGUCAGGGGUGGGAGCGGGGUGGAUCCCUGAGUAUUUCAUUGCAACUUUCUAAUCUGAGCUCAACUGUAAUUGUAAAAUUGUUUUAUUUAUUUAAUAGUCUGUGCCAGAGCUUCAAAGGGCUGUUUUGUUUUUUUAUGAGCUUGAGGUAAUGGUGGAGUUCUGAUCUCAAUGUCUCCAGGAGCAGUUUCCUUUUGCGUCUCCCUCACUCACUUCACCCCCAAUAUUUCUCUCUCUCUCUUCCCCCACCCCCCGUCUUCCCUCAGGCUCCAGCUCACUCCACCUUGUCCACGAUCCUGCGCUUUAACACUCUGCCCCCAUUUUCUGAUUCCAUUGUUAGUUUUGUAAAUACUGAUGUGAGGUGACCUGAUUAAUGUGGUAAAGAAAGAAAGACGAGCUUCUGGGAUCCUUUCGCCUCCCUCUCCCUUCCUGAGUAAUCAGCCAGCCAGAGUCUGCGCAUUCUCUCUGUCCCUCAUUCCACCUUGCCCUUCUGUUUGUCCCUUGCUCCCUGGUCUCUGUUUCCCCUCAGUCUUUCUAUGGCCUUUCUUUUCUGUGAACCUCUCUGUGGCAUAUAUUCCUCUUCCCGCACAUUACACUGAUUUCUGGUUCCUUUGGAAGAAUCAAUGUGGUGUACACGUGAGAGAUCGGGGAGUUCCUGGUGUGACACAUCUUGACUUGUCUGGAGACUGCUGAGUGUCACAUUCUCUGUUUUCCCCCUUCCUUCCUAGUUUGAGGUGUGGGGGAAAAGUGGGGAAGACUUAGAAUAACAAUGUAGUGUUCAGUAUUAAUGGCACCCAGCCAUCUCUGGUCUCUAUUCCACACACACGGUUUGUGAUUGUAUCUGAGAAAAAGACUCUGGGAGAGAUGGAGUUUCAAAUUACAAUAGGAGAGACGUGAGAAAGCAUUAAUUUCAGAGCAUAGUGACAAUUAGCUUGUCUUUUUUUUAAUUUAUUGCACCAAAGACUGUCUCGAGAUAUCAUUGGGAAAUGUCUGAAGAGGUGGGGAGGGUGGGGAUGGGUUAAUGUGUACAGGAUUUUAGAUUUGUCUUUUAAAAUGUCUUUUUUUUCCCUAACACUUUGUUUUAAAAAUAUAUAAAAUUGCCAGUGAUUGUAUAUCUUGUCAGCCAUUGCUCAUGGACCCAGUCCAUCUGAUUUGAGAGAACGUGUGACUGUGCUUGUGUGUCUGAGGCAGGCUGGCUAUGUGUGUGU
Messenger RNA from Hemiscyllium ocellatum (epaulette shark), 5842 nucleotides. RefSeq names its product dual specificity tyrosine-phosphorylation-regulated kinase 1A-like. Gene Ontology annotation, cellular component: nucleus. The record is from RefSeq and is a predicted model, not a curated record. Lineage: Eukaryota; Metazoa; Chordata; Chondrichthyes; Orectolobiformes; Hemiscylliidae. Bases 2203 to 4545 code for a protein of 780 amino acids. Gene Ontology annotation, molecular function: protein serine/threonine/tyrosine kinase activity; protein serine/threonine kinase activity; ATP binding. The transcript is spliced from 11 exons. Gene Ontology annotation, biological process: positive regulation of DNA-templated transcription; peptidyl-serine phosphorylation; protein autophosphorylation.